Exophiala bonariae is the source of this 723-nucleotide messenger RNA. RefSeq lists its product as uncharacterized. The coding region runs from base 1 to 723 and encodes 240 amino acids. NCBI's taxonomy places the organism in Eukaryota, Fungi, Ascomycota, Eurotiomycetes, Chaetothyriales, Herpotrichiellaceae. The record is from RefSeq and is a predicted model, not a curated record. The transcript has a single exon.
AUGGGUCCACACUGGGCAGAAAAGAAGAAAAUGCAGACCUUGUCCACUGUCAUGGGGCCGUUGAUGCUGAAAGAACAUUCUGCCUGUCUGAAGAUGUCGAAAACUCCGAGCCAGUGGAGCAACUAUGUCCGAGGUGCUUCUGGUCUCUUUGCCCAACACAUAUCUCGAGCUCCUUGCGUGACAGUGCUAACGAGACCUCCUCAAACUCUAAAUCCACUCGGAGCUUCCACCUAUCAACAGAUCGAGGAGCCACUCCUAAAGGGAAGCUACGGCGGGUUCCACGUGCUGCGGAUAGACAUGGUUCAUCCGACAGUGAUAGGCGCCGAGAAUUUCCGUUAUCAGGUGUGGCCCGUUGACGAGACUGAGAAGUGGAUUGCCGUGUUUGGCUACAGCCCACCACUCAAGCGCCGUCUAAAUGAUACUAGAGUAUUGUAUCUGCCACCAAGCUUGACACACUUCAGUGCGAGUACAACUGAGCCACAUCACCCAUCAUGUGUCAACGGCGAGAAAAAGGAGACGGCAUCAAAUCACCCUAAGCAGGAGAUGGGAAAACAGGGACAGAAGCAAAAGGAACAGAAACCUGGAAAGAAGAAGACCAAACAAGAAAAGCUCAAACAAGAGACGACCAAACAAAAGACGACCAGACAAAGGAAGACCAAAAAGGACAAAGCCAAGCAGCACAAAUCUAAAACGCAGAAGGCCAAGGCCAAGAAGGCGAAGUAA